This is a messenger RNA of Argentina anserina (silverweed cinquefoil), 1369 nucleotides long. Its product is annotated as RHOMBOID-like protein 1. Gene Ontology annotation, biological process: proteolysis. Lineage: Eukaryota; Viridiplantae; Streptophyta; Magnoliopsida; Rosales; Rosaceae. The transcript has 7 exons. Gene Ontology annotation, molecular function: serine-type endopeptidase activity. Gene Ontology annotation, cellular component: membrane. The record is from RefSeq and is a predicted model, not a curated record.
AUGGGUUUUCUGGGUCCGAAUCAAGAUCACUGAUUUCAUACCAUAACGUGAAGAAAACAAAGCCACAUAUUUGCAAUGGAGAGACGGCAACACCAAUCUGAGAUAGAGAUAAAGGUGGUGACUCCACGGUGGGGUGACAACAUGGUACACCCGGCGGGGCCAUCUCCGGUGCCGAGGACGUUCGGCGACUACAGGCCAUUCAAGAGGUGGAGAUCGUGGCUGGUGCCGUUAUUAUUUUAGGCCCAAGCACCGUGCUUUGUGGUUGUCAACAUUGUGGUUUUUGUGGUGACAAUGUUUGUGAAUAAUUGUCCAAAGAGCUCUGACAAGUGCAUUGCCAGGUUUCUGGGUCCCUUUUCGUUUCAGCCAUUUAAGGAAAACCCACUUCUGGGUCCAUCUUCAUCCACAUUAGACAAGAUGGGUGCUCUAGAAGUGCAGAAAAUGAUCCACGGACGUCACCAGGCAUGGCGGUUGCUCUCUUGUUUGUGGCUACAUGCUGGACUUUUCCAUGUACUGACCAAUAUGCUGAGUCUUGUAUUUAUUGGAAUUCGACUUGAACAGGAAUUUGGGUUUGUGAGAAUUGGGUUGGUUUAUGUCAUCUCUGGUUUCGGCGGGAGUUUGCUUUCAGCUCUUUUUAUCAACAAUGGUAUUUCUGUUGGUGCUUCUGGUGCACUUUUUGGUUUACUGGGAAGCAUGCUUUCAGAGCUUAUAUCAAACUGGACAAUAUACGCAAACAAGUUAGCGGCAUUGCUUACUCUCAUUUUCAUCAUUGCAAUAAAUUUAGCAGUGGGUGUUCUUCCACAUGUGGACAACUUUGCUCAUAUUGGAGGAUUUGUUUCUGGAUUUCUCCUUGGAUUUGUGUUUCUGAUUCGGCCCCAAUUUAAAUGGGUUAACCAAAGGAAUACUCCUCCUGGAUAUUUUGCAACUCCAGUUAGAUCUAAAUAUAAGACUUAUCAGUAUGUAUUGUGGGUGAUCUCCAUGAUACUACUGAUUGUUGGGUUUACUCUUGGUCUGAUUUAUCUACUAAGAGGAGUCAAUCUCAAUGAGUACUGUUCCUGGUGUCAUUAUCUGAGCUGCGUCCCAACCUCCAAAUGGAAGUGCCAGCCUCGCCAAAUUUAGUGUCUGACGAACCAGCUCGGAAAUCAACUGAAUAUGACUUGCUCAAGCAAUGGGAAAACCGGCACUUAUUCGUUGGCAGAUAACAGCCCUUUUCAGAUUCAGCAGCUGUGUACGGAUCUGUGCACUUGACAUUCAUACACAUACUUAUAGAUGUAAGAGAUGAUAGAAUUAAUGCUAACUGAUGUGGUUCAAUCUUUUAUACCUGUAGAGAAUAAUCUUGUAAUCACCAAGCAAUGGUUUUUCAUUGGUAAUA